AUGGUGUCGCCAGAGGAUGGAACUGGGUUUCUGGCAGCAGCCCAGGCAUGUGCUCCCCACAGUCCCGCCAGAUUCAACAAUUCAGCGUGGGUGCCUUUACAGGGGUGGCGGUUGAGCGGCUCUGAGACCUGUCCCAACCCCAGAAGCUCCCUCCUCAGCUGUCUCUUUCUGCGUCUUGCUGCUGGCUUUACAACAUUUCCUCUUAAAUGCUCAGCCUCAAGAUCUCCACCGUCAUUUCUGCCUCCUGGAGGAACUGUAAUCAAAUUACUGCAGGGAGACACACACGAGGAACACGACCUCAGACGUGGUCACCUGAGACGGUCCCCUGCGGGCCGUGGGUUUGGGAUGCGCGGGGCCGGGCUGGCGGAGCGCACCUCUCUCUCCACCUCACGGUCUCCAGGGCCCGGCUGGGGUGGGCUGAGCGGUGACCUGGCUUCUCAGCGGCCGCCUCACCUCCUCAGAGCGCAGCCGAGACUCUCCACACGCAGGGCCCCCACCGGCGCCCGUGCCGUCACAGGCCUGUGUCCCCUGCCCCUGCAGCCGCUGAGGCCCCAGGCACGAGCUCCCACCGUCUCCGACUCUGGGGAAGGCUGUGCCGAGGCGUAUCUGCAAGGACAGGACAGCCUGUGCACAGAGCGAGGCCUGCGGCCUCCGACUGGGCCGCAGCGAAGGGGCCUGGGUGCUCUCGGCUCGCUCUUCCACGUGGAAUCUCUGCCCUGA
This is a messenger RNA of Rangifer tarandus platyrhynchus (Svalbard reindeer), 720 nucleotides long. Lineage: Eukaryota; Metazoa; Chordata; Mammalia; Artiodactyla; Cervidae. The record is from the annotation of a GenBank genome assembly.